Molecule: messenger RNA, 1284 nt
Organism: Candidozyma pseudohaemuli
Lineage: Eukaryota; Fungi; Ascomycota; Pichiomycetes; Serinales; Metschnikowiaceae
Gene: ECM33
Product: Ecm33p
Exons: 2
Coding region: 1-1284 (427 amino acids)
Biological process (GO): fungal-type cell wall organization
Cellular component (GO): fungal-type cell wall; plasma membrane
Source: RefSeq, a predicted model, not a curated record
AUGCAAUUCAAGUCCUUGUUUGCUGUGGCUGCCCUCUCCGUGUUCGCCGUCGCCAAUAACUCUACUUUGACCACCGCUACCCCUUCGGUCUCCAGCGGCUGUUCUUUCAGUGACUUCACCGCCACCGAAAACGGCCAGGUCCAGUCCGUCCAGGCCUGUGCCACCGCCGUGGGUGACGUUUUCAUCUCCGGCUCCAACAUCGACCAGAUCGACUUGACCGGUGUCCGUGAAUUCUACGGUGACUUGAAGAUCAACGGCACCAAGGCCACCGUCUUCAACGCCCCAGACUUGCAAUUGGUUUCUGGUGAGUUGUCCGUGUCCCAGUCCACUCUUUUGGGUACCGCCAACUUGGCCCAGUUGACCACCGUCGGUACUUUGAACUUUGACGGUUUGCCAUCUUUGGAGAAGACCGGCUUGGCUUCCGGUAUCACCUCUGCCGAGUCCAUCACCAUCUCCAACACUGGUUUGCACUCUCUUGACGGUAUCAACGUCUACAAGUUGAAGGUUUUCGACGUGAACAACAACGCCGACAUUGAGUCCAUCGACUCGGCUUUGCAGUCCGUCACUGACCUUUUGCAAAUUAACUACAACGCCGACAAGGUCGAGGUUGUCUUGGACGAGUUGACCUCUGCCAACGACGUUGUGUUUGAGAAGAUUUCUUCUCUUUCCACCGCUAACUUGACCUCCAUCAACGGUUCUCUCUCCAUCUCCAAGAACAGCUUCGACAGCUUCGAGUUCAAGGAGCUUACUCAGAUUGGCAAGUCUCUCUCUAUCAACGAGAACGACGAGUUGGAGGAGUUUGACUUCCCUAAGUUGAAGUCUAUUGGUGGUGCUUUGAACAUCCUCGACAACGAGAAGCUCAAGUCUUUCUCCUACUUCCCUAAGUUGGAGACCAUUGGCGGCUCUGUCAACAUUGACGGUGACUUUGACAACGGAACUUUCCCAGAGAUCAACAGAAUCUCUGGUGGUUUCAACCUUUCCACUUCCGGUGACUUGUCUUGUGACGACUUCACCAAGUUGAACUCCAACGGUGACGUCAGAGGUGACAAGUUCUACUGUCGUGGUGCUUCUUCCACCGUUUCUUCUUCUUCUUCCAAGAGCGGUAACUCUAACGGUGAGUCCACCUCUUCUGGUGGUUCUGGUUCCGGUUCCGGUUCUGGCUCCGACUCCACCUCCACUUCUUCUGGCUCCAGCGCCGCUGGCAUUGCUGGUGUUUCCACCUCCUUGGUUCUUUUGGUCACCUUCGUUUUGGCCUUCUCCGGCGUGGGUGUUGCCAUGUACUAA